AUGGCGGCGGUGGCGAUUGCGGCGACGGUCGUUCAGUCGUACAGCGCUCAGGCGCCUCUCGUCUGUCGUCUGUUGUCACAUUUCGCACACGCGCGCGCCGCGCGACCCGCGUCGCUCCGCGAGGGCAUGAGCCUUCCGCGAUUCGAUCCCGCAGCCAAAAGCUGCUCGCUCGAACCGCGGCCGACUCUACCAUCGCGGCCGCAGCUGUUGAGCUCUCCAGAGGACUGGUGCCUCAUAUGCUGCCUCCCUGCGGAUGCUGCCGGCGAGCCUGGCGGCAUUCGUGGCAUCCUAUGGGUCGUCCAGAGUAUCGACCUCUGGCGAGUCAGCCAGCUCCACUUUGAGGGCGCCAUGAAGUACAGCGAUCGCCACCUCGCUGGCCUCUCCGCAAGGCCCCCCGACCGCGUCGAACUCAUCGGCGCGGGCUCUCUCGGCUACACGGGACCGGCCCCAGCUUCGGCUGAGGGCUGA
Messenger RNA from Emiliania huxleyi CCMP1516, 468 nucleotides. RefSeq lists its product as hypothetical. NCBI's taxonomy places the organism in Eukaryota, Haptophyta, Isochrysidales, Noelaerhabdaceae. The record is from RefSeq and is a predicted model, not a curated record. The coding region runs from base 1 to 468 and encodes 155 amino acids. The transcript is spliced from 2 exons.